ACUUUCCUUCACUGCCUGUCGCCGCUGAAAAAUACAAAGUUAUCGACCUCACCUCAUUCGCCUUCGUCGCCGAAUAAUUUCAUAUCUUCUUGACAGCAGACGGCCGUCCACCCCACCAUUACGGUACCUCAUAGAACCUCGUCGGUUUUAUAUCUGGAGAUUGGUUGUCGAUGGCUCAACGAUCUUUUGACAACCGAGGCUAUAUGCCCAACGGCGCUCCCAGUGGCCAACCCGCUCCGGGCGCAGUUCCGCUACUACCUAAUCAAGGCCGCGUCGUCCAAUCCGGUCCGAUUCGAGUUCUCUGCAUAGCCGACGUGCGAGGAAACCUACGAUCGCUCAACGAACUUGCGAGAACGGCACGAGCGGACCAUAUCAUUCACACUGGAGAUUUCGGUUUCUAUGAUGACACAUCCUUAGAACGCAUUGCGGAAAAGACCUUGAAGCACGUCGCUCAGUACUCGCCGUUGAUAUCCGAGGAGGUCAAGAAGGCCAUCAGCCAAGGUGGACCCGGUUCCGUCAAAGCGCGAUUCUCACCUCAAGAACUACCGCUAUCCGAGCUUCCGCUACUCAUCUCUGGACAAGUUAAGCUCGAUGUACCGGUUUACACUGUCUGGGGUGCUUGCGAGGAUGUUCGCGUGCUCGAGAAAUUCCGAUCCGGCGAAUACAAGGUCCCAAACCUCCAUAUUAUCGACGAGGCUCGAUCCAUGUUGCUAGAGAUUGGCGGUGUCAAGCUGCGACUUCUUGGUCUUGGUGGUGCUGUUGUCAUGCACAAGCUAUUUGAUAAUGGCGAGGGCAGAACCACGAUCGCUGGUGGACAAGGUACAAUGUGGACUACAUUGUUACAAAUGGGUGAAUUGGUUGAUACCGCAAACCGCGUUUACGAUCCGACCGAAACCCGUAUUUUCAUCACACAUGCCUCUCCCGCCCGUGAGGGCAUUCUGAACCAGUUAUCUGUCAGUCUAAAAGCGGAUUUCUCCAUCUCAGCAGGUCUACAUUUCCGUUACGGCAGUUCCUACAACGAGUUCAGUGUGAAUCCAACUUUGGAUCACUACCGAGGUAAGCUCGCUGCUUCGAAGGCGUCAUUUAACGACGUUUGGGAGACGGUCAAAGGCGAAGUCGAGCCAGCAAUUCAGCAGAACGAGGCCCAGCAAAACCUCCUUCGAAAUGCGCUAGAGCUCGUCGAGAAAAUGCCUAGAACCGCGGCUGGUGGAAAUCCUUUCGGUGGUCCAGUUGGUGGACCUGGCGCUCAAGGACAGGUUGAUGAGAGUGCCUUCAAAAAUAUGUGGAAUUUCAACCUUGCAGAUGCUGCAUUCGGUUGGUUAGUGUUGGAGAUCCAAGACGGUCGCAUCGGUACGGAAAUGCGAGCUCAAGGAUUUAACUUCUCACACCGUGGUGCUAAGCAACAAGCUGCCGUGCCCCAAGGAACGCCUUCGCCAGCCCCUGGCACUAGUGGCUUACCUUCGGCACCACCCACUGCUCCCGCAACUUCUACUGGUCCUCAGAGGAACCCCUCAGCUACGGCACAACCCCCGAAGCCAGCGGCUGCGACUCCAUUACAACCUCCCAAACCCGCAACCCCCAAGCCGACCGCUUCAUCACCGGCCCCUAGUGCGGUUGCCGGUAAAGAGAACGAGAAGCCUGCGGGUACCAACGGAUCGGCUAAUGGACCAGAAACUGUACCGUCCCCUGCACCUCGUGCUUCUGCUGACAGCAUCAUUGGACUGUUCGUCAUGAACGUCCAAAGCGACGAGCAGACACGUGAGAUAUUCCCAGACGACCACAAGGCUAAGAUCGUCAAGAUCGAAAAGUGGGGAAAUAACAGUAACAACAAGGUUGUUCACUUCCAAACCGUGGAAGACCGAGAAGUUGCCUACGCUAGCCUGUCUGACGAUUUCAAAGUCAGACACUCAGAAGACCGAUCAAGACCCCUAGUCAAGAUCUUCCAACCUCGCGAGUCCAAGCAGGCCUUCGGGGGCAGAGGAGCCGGAACUUGGGGCAGUGGGCGAGGCCGAGACAAUGCUAGUGGAUACCGUAGCGCCGGUGACCGUGGUACUCUGAGCGGCGGUGAGAGUGGUCCCGAGACCAGCCGCCAACGUGGUGGUCGAGGUGGCGCACGAGGAGGCCGAGGUGAGCGUGGUGGUCGAGGCGGUCGAGGCGGCCGCGGAGGUGCAGGCAAGGGCGAAGGUGGUAGUGCUUCACCUGCUCCUACAGGUGAUUCUUAAACUGGUCGCCGAAAAUACGCUUCUACCUGUUACCAUAUUUUAUUAAUGAUCUCGCGCAACUCCGCGCGACCUUUUACUUGUAUUCUGGCACCUUUCCACAAAAAGAACUUUUCUGUCGUCAAACAGGUGGAGUUUAGAGAGUCUGCCGGCCUGCGAAGGAAGUUUCUUUUUGUUAAGGGGAAAAGGAAAUACCAGUUGCCUUCAUGUCAUAGCUGGGAGAAGAAAGGGGGGGAAAGGACCGAAAAAUGCAGGUUUUGUCUCCGCAAAACGGCCUACAGAGGGUUUGUUUUUUUUUCUCUUCUCGGUGGCCUGCGGAUGAGGAGGGCUAAGGGUUGUCUUUUCGUGCGGAUUGCAGGCCUCAAAACGGUUCGGUGUUUUUCUUGUACCAUUCUGAGACUCCCUGGACCGGACGGGAUCGGAUCAUUGAGAUAGGUUCUUGCUAAUACACCCGGAAUAAUCUGAUUUUCGCUGUUUUAAAUGUGCUAAUGUUGUGAUUAUGAUUGAUCACUAACGAUUGAAUAUAUGAUAAGGGUAGACCAUGUAGACGGAAUGGAGCUUUAACUGAUAUUCUCG
Molecule: messenger RNA, 2795 nt
Organism: Hypoxylon trugodes
Lineage: Eukaryota; Fungi; Ascomycota; Sordariomycetes; Xylariales; Hypoxylaceae
Exons: 5
Coding region: 171-2222 (683 amino acids)
Source: RefSeq, a predicted model, not a curated record